GUCAGGCAUCAGCAACUUCUGAUUUCCCGAUAUUUACCCGACCUUGUAUCCGAAUUCGAUUUGACCACACUUUAAAAUGAGUUUAAAGUUAUAUAAAAACCAAUAUGGGCACAAAAUUCAAUUUUUGACCGAUUCGAAACAACCGACUCAAAAUCGAUAUGAUCCCACAUCUACUUAUAAAAAUAGGUGGCAAUUCCUGGACUUGUGAAAAUUUGCAAUAAAGUGCUAUUUCCAAAAAAAAUUGUCAAAUCAAGUUAGGAAAAAUUUUAAUUUCUAUAAUAAGCAUAUUCUGCUCUGAUUUGAGGUUAGAUUGAAAGAUUGAAUUAAAAAAUACCCAAAAAAUGAAUCUCUUUAAUAAUAGCAGCCUUUUACUUUUCAAUCAAACAAAAUCUGACUGACUCUAACAUGUUCAGGUUAGGACUUUUUUUUUAUUUCUUUUUUUAUGUUCAAGUUAGGACUUAGGAAUAUAUGGAAUUGGCAGAUUACCCGUUUACAACUUGAAAAUUUGAAUAAAAUAAAUUUUUCUUAGAAAAAAAUUUUCAAAAUAAGCUUUGAAAAAUUUUAAUUUUUGAAAUAAGCAUUUUUGUGUCCGAGUUUAAGGUCAUGUGUUUAAUAUUGCUAACAGCGAAUAAAAAAGGAGACAAUGUUAUAGUGUUAGAAGAGACAAAAAUAAAAAAUGUUUGCUUGCUGUUAAACAUUAUUUCAUUUUUUCCCCUUCCAACACAAUGACGUAGUUUCUCUUUUGUUUACUAUUUGUAAUAACUAACAAAAGGAUUUUGUCUUUUUUUUGACCAAUUUCUUUGUUCACUGUUAAUAACAGUGAAGAUGACUAAUCUUAAAGCGGAUAUAUAUUUUGAAAUUUGUUUUUAAUAAUAAGUUUAUUUUUUCGAUCUUAAAGCCCAAGACCUAGAAAACCCGACUAACAAGCCCAGGACCUAGAAAACCCGACUAACAGGCCCAGGACCCAACUCAGAAAGGCUAAUUGGCGCCAAAAAUUGGUCAUUUUUUACCGCCAUAAAUCUACAAUGUAAAUGAAAACUUGAAAGAGUCUACAAAAGCAUUACGAGCAACCUUCCGAACUCCACAUUCCCUCAAAAACUUAAGAGAAGUACAAUUCAUAUUGAACCCACAAAUCCCAUUAUCCCAAUAUACGAAAGCCUAAGAUAAUUAGCCAAUGAAGAAGAAAACAAGGAAAAACUCUGAAGAAGAACAACAAUAUUGGUUACUGAAAACAGAACCAGGGGAAUGGUCAUGGGAAGAUCAAAAAGCAAAUGGAGGAAAAUCCAAUUGGGACGGCGUAAAUAAUAAACAAGCCCAGAAAUAUCUCAAGUCCAUGAAAAUUGGAGACCUCUGUUUCUUCUAUCAUUCAGGUACAAAAUUCCGCCGUGUUGUCGGCGUUGUUACCGUCGUCAAGGAAUGUUAUAACGAUGAAAAUGGCAUUGCGGUGGAUGUUGAGGCAGUGGCGGAGAUGAGGAAGCAAGUUGACUUGGCGGAGAUGAAGACAGAUCAGCGGUUGAAUGAGUCCGGUUUUAUACUGUUCCGGCAGCCUCGAUUGUCAGUGGUGCCGGUGUCUAAGGUGCAGUGGGAUUUGGUCUGUGAAUUGGGUGGUGGGUAUGAUGGAGAUGAUGGUAGGGUUAGAGAAGAGUAGAAGACCAUGUUUGAAGAAUUGAUUUUGGGUCUAAUCAUUGCUGAUAUGAAGGGAGAACGUGAGAUGUUUUGUUUGAUGAAUAGAUUUGGUGCUAUUCGUAAGUUUUUUGGAUCUCAAAUUCUCGUUCAACUUGAUCACUAUGUGAGACUAUUUGAGCUAAAUAAUCUAAUGGAAUUAAUUAUAAUUUUGACUUUCCUAUUAAUACUUAUUUUUAAGUUGUU
Messenger RNA from Amaranthus tricolor (Joseph's coat), 1869 nucleotides. RefSeq lists its product as uncharacterized. Lineage: Eukaryota; Viridiplantae; Streptophyta; Magnoliopsida; Caryophyllales; Amaranthaceae. Gene Ontology annotation, cellular component: nucleus. The transcript has a single exon. Bases 1175 to 1648 code for a protein of 157 amino acids. The record is from RefSeq and is a predicted model, not a curated record.